AAUCGAGCGUGGAGCUUGUGUUGAUGUCGGCUGCUGCUGUCCCCUCCAUUUAGUAACGCACUGGGACCAAACUUCAAGCCCCAAGAUGUUUCUGUCUGCUGCAGUUCGCUCUGCAGUAUCGCAGACGGCCAGACAGGUGAGGAGUCUGCAUCGGUCUGCUGCACGCGCUGGAGCUGGUGGCAUCUUUGUGCACCGAGAUACUCCUGACAACAAUGCAGAUACUCCUUUUGACUUCACUGAGGAGAACAAAAUGAGGAUUGAGGCGAUCAUUUCAAUGUACCCUGUUGGACACAAGCAGGCAGCCACCAUCCCAGUGUUGGACGUAGCCCAGAGGCAACAUGGAUGGCUCCCUAUCUCUGCCAUGAACAAGGUUGCUGAGGUUCUGGAAGUUGCUCCAAUGAGAGUGUAUGAAGUAGCGACCUUCUAUACCAUGUUCCUGCGUCAACCCGUGGGGAAAUACUUCAUUCAGAUCUGCACAACAACACCCUGCAUGCUCUGCAACUCAGACAGCAUCCUGGAGGCCAUCCAAAACAAACUGGGUAUCAAAGUUGGGGAAACUACCCCCGACAAGAUGUUCACUCUAAUAGAAGUGGAAUGCUUGGGUGCCUGUGUGAACGCUCCAAUGGUCCAGAUCAACGACAACUAUUACGAGGACCUCUCACCGAAGGACAUUGAGGACAUUAUUGAUGAGCUUAAAGCAGGCAGAGUCCCACUACCUGGGCCCAGAAACGGGCGUUUCUCCUGUGAGCCUGCAGGUGGAUUGACUUCUCUGAUAGAGCCUCCUAAAGGUCCAGGAUUCGGUGUAAGACCGGACCUGUAGACAUUUUCUGCCACCAUCUGCUUUUGUUAAAAGCAACUUGUCCCUGAAGCUGAUAUAAAGCUUAAUUCAAACAUGUUGUGUAAAUAAAUUGUUCAUAUACCCGUGCUCAAGGUGUCAUGGUGU
Anoplopoma fimbria (sablefish) is the source of this 943-nucleotide messenger RNA. It is a transcript of the gene ndufv2, whose product is annotated as NADH:ubiquinone oxidoreductase core subunit V2. The coding region runs from base 86 to 820 and encodes 244 amino acids. Gene Ontology annotation, biological process: mitochondrial electron transport, NADH to ubiquinone. Gene Ontology annotation, molecular function: NADH dehydrogenase activity. The record is from RefSeq and is a predicted model, not a curated record. The transcript is spliced from 8 exons. NCBI's taxonomy places the organism in Eukaryota, Metazoa, Chordata, Actinopteri, Perciformes, Anoplopomatidae.